GGGAAUCAAAGAAAAAAUCUAGAAUCGACAGUGUCUCAAAUUGAGAAGGAGAAAAUGUUGCUACAGCAUAGAAUUAAUGAGUACCAAAGAAAAGCUGAACAGGAAAAUGAGAAGAGGAGAAAUGUAGAAAAUGAAGUUUCUACAUUAAAGGAUCAGUUGGAAGACUUAAAGAAAGUAAGUCAGAAUUCACAACUUGCUAAUGAGAAGCUGGCACAAUUACAGAAACAGCUAGAAGAAGCCAAUGAUUUACUUAGGACAGAAUCAGACACAGCUGUAAGAUUAAGGAAGAGUCACACAGAGAUGAGCAAGUCAAUCAGUCAACUAGAGUCCCUGAACAGAGAAUUACAGGAGAGAAAUAGAAUUUUAGAGAAUUCCAAGUCACAAACAGAUAAGGACUAUUAUCAGUUGCAAGCUGCAUUAGAAGCUGAACGAAGAGAUAGAGGUCAUGAUUCUGAGAUGAUUGGAGACCUUCAAGCUCGAAUUACAUCUUUACAAGAGGAGGUGAAGCAUCUCAAACAUAAUCUUGAAAGAGUGGAAGGAGAAAGAAAAGAGGCUCAAGACAUGCUUAAUCACUCAGAAAAGGAAAAGAAUAAUUUAGAGAUAGAUUUAAACUACAAGCUUAAAUCUUUACAACAACGAUUAGAGCAAGAGGUAAAUGAACACAAAGUAACCAAAGCUCGUUUAACUGACAAACAUCAGUCAAUUGAGGAGGCAAAGUCUGUUGCAAUGUGUG
This is a messenger RNA of Galeopterus variegatus (Sunda flying lemur), 733 nucleotides long. Its product is annotated as rho-associated protein kinase 1-like. Lineage: Eukaryota; Metazoa; Chordata; Mammalia; Dermoptera; Cynocephalidae. The record is from RefSeq and is a predicted model, not a curated record. Gene Ontology annotation, molecular function: Rho-dependent protein serine/threonine kinase activity. Gene Ontology annotation, cellular component: cytoskeleton; cytoplasmic stress granule; cytoplasm. Gene Ontology annotation, biological process: regulation of cell junction assembly; actomyosin structure organization; cortical actin cytoskeleton organization. The transcript is spliced from 5 exons. The annotation marks the transcript as partial.